AUGCCUGAUUCCGGUCGAAAGUCAGAUGAAAACUGCGUCUUCAUGGGGGUCAGCGGACUACCAGAUGUUACCGGGCACGGCGCAGAAUCCCGUGAAGUUGCAACAUGGUCUAUGGCGUCGCGGCGGGAUGGGCGCAAGACCCUACCAUCAAAUGGCGGGGAAGACGACUCAGAGACUCUCGCAGAGAAUGAAAUAGCAUCUGUCGGACAAGAAACUGCACUUACAGGAGCACCCAAUGCCAUUAGCUUCGGUUCGCCGGCUGCUGCGGCGAAGCGGCGCGCUUUGGAGAACCUAGGACGACAUUGUAUCCCACAAACGGAAAGACAAGGCUUAGACAACAAAACAAGGCCGUACAUAUCCCUUAGGCGAACCGAGUCGAGGAACACCCAGAAAACGUCUUCCAUUUUGAAGCCGGGAGACAGAGUGCUGGAUGUACGUCGGCUCGAUUUCGGACCGACAAAUGGGAGAGGUCGAGGCCGAUCAAGUGCAUCGCGUGAAGUCCCACGCGUCAAAGCUCGUGAGGUUGGGAAUGAAGCCUUAUGGGGCGGAGCAUUUAAAGGACGACCAGACUGGUUGCCUCUGCCUGGUGAGAGAAAGGUCUUCUCUGCACGUUUCUUUGGAUCAUUCGCGCGGUUCGCCAGGUUCUCAGCAAAAGAAGUUCAGCGUUGUUUGCUGGCGUCCUGUUCUUUCGCUUGUGCUGCCAAUUGCACAGAUAGCGCAGUCAACGAGAAGGGGCAGAAGGUAGAUUGGCUUCGACACGCUCUUUAUGGUGUGGGGACAUACGUCGAUGUUGAACGUCUCGCUGCUUACGUGCAGCUCAAAUGUGAGGAUAUCCUGUUGCCGCGCCAGUCCCUGAUAGGAGUAUUUGGCCAGGUGAAAGACCUCAGGGGAGUGCUGGCACAAGAAGGGAUGAAGCCCACAAAUCACUGCGGUGCCAAAGUGAUAAUUUCUCUCAAGGAACAGGUGGAGCCCCUCAGCUGCACACUGAAGAAACACUAA
This is a messenger RNA of Eimeria tenella, 999 nucleotides long. RefSeq lists its product as uncharacterized. Lineage: Eukaryota; Apicomplexa; Conoidasida; Eucoccidiorida; Eimeriidae. Bases 1 to 999 code for a protein of 332 amino acids. The transcript has 3 exons. The record is from RefSeq and is a predicted model, not a curated record.